CAGCUAUAAGAUGUGCGGAGUCCAAUGUAGACAUGGGCCAUACAUAAUUAUUUACUCUUGGGGGCAAGGCAGGAUUAUCACUUUCCCUAGUGCUACCUGGGAUUUGCUUUCUUGGGAGAAGUAUUUUGUUAUUUUAUCAAUUAAUCUGUAGCUCUUAAACUGUUGCCGUUUUUCUUUCAGCGAAACUUUCCCUCCAAUGUCUUGCAGGUUUUUCCCUGUUAAACUCUCAGUAAGUCUGUCUUCCUGUUGCUUUCCAUGUUCUGCUCAUCUGUUCCCUCAGCUGCUGGACUGUCUAUAAAAUGGACAGGUUCUCAGGACCGUGGGACAUGUUGCAGCUGUUUUGCUUCUGACUGAAUGGUGUUUGCUGCAUCUCUCUGGUGGUUUUGGUGACACUGGGCCAGUCUGCAACACUGGAGCAUUGGUUGGAGAACAUGGGAUCUGGUAGUUCUGUAAAUGUCGAUUACAAGUACUCCCUGCAGAAGUCUGAAAAGGCUUUCAAGGCAGCUGUUUUGAUCCAGCAGUGGUAUCGGCGCUAUGUUGCUCGGCUGGAGAUGCGCCGCCGCUGCACCUGGAGAAUCUUCCAAUCCAUCGAGUAUGCCUGUGAGCAGGACCAGAUCAAGCUUCACAACUUCUUCAGUUACCUCAUGGAGCAGUUCACGCCAAGCAGCAGCAAAGAGAGGGAUUUUAUCAGUCGCAUGUUCAUAAGUGGAGAAAGCUACAAAGAGGCAGAGCUGGAAAAAUACUGUGACUAUGAAUCCAUAGAGGUGCCAGACUCCUACACUGGACCCCAUCUCUCUUUCCCACUCCUUCCUGACCAUGCAACUGCCUUGCUGGAAGCUUUCAAACAGAAACAACAGCUCCAUGCUCGCUAUGUCUUAAACCUUCUGCAUGAGACCAGGAAGCACCUCAAGCAACUGCCAAACAUCAGCCACGUGUCCACCUGCUACAGCGAGGAGGUCACUGUGUGUGGAGACUUGCAUGGCCAGCUGGAUGACUUGUUCCUCAUAUUUUAUAAGAAUGGCCUUCCUUCCCCUUCCAAGUCCUACGUGUUCAAUGGAGACUUUGUAGACAGAGGCAAACAGUCCCUUGAGGUCCUCAUCAUCCUCUUUACCUUCCUGUUGAUCUAUCCAAAGGAGGUUCACCUCAACCGUGGGAACCACGAGGACCACAUGGUCAACUUACGCUAUGGCUUCACCAAGGAAGUGAUGCAGAAAUACAAGGUGCAUGGGAAGAAAAUCUUAAGGAUGUUCCAAAAUGUCUUCUGCUGGCUGCCCCUGGCCACCCUGAUUGAUCAGAAAGUCCUUAUUCUACACGGGGGCAUCUCUGACACCACUGACCUGGACAUGCUUGAGAAAAUUCAAAGGGACAAAUUUAUUUCUGUAUUAAGAAUGAAGAAAAGGAAGGAGUCAAAUAGAAAAGUGGAAAUGCGGGACAUAAACGGGGAGAGCAAAUCAGAGGCUGAUGCAGCAGGGAACGAGGCAGCUCCCAGGCUAUCUCUGCAGCCCCAGCCAGCCCAGGCUCCCAGCACGGCCAACAGGCUGGAGUUCUCCAGGUGGAUCCGGCAGACGGUGCAGGAGCAAAUCGACACGUGCCGCCGGCUGGUGGACAUCAGCGAGUCGGAGCCAGAGGAGCUCACCUACUCCAGCAUGGUCUCCCUGAAGUAUGGGGAUGAGCCGUGCCAGCCUCAUCAGGAGGAGUGGCAGCAGAUCUUAGACAUUCUCUGGAGUGACCCCAUGCCUCAGGAGGGCUGCAGAGCAAACAAGGUGCGAGGUGGCGGCUGCUACUUUGGGCCUGAUGUGACAGAGAAGAUCCUUGAGAAGUACAACCUGCAGUUCCUCAUCCGCUCCCAUGAGUGCAAGCAAGAGGGCUACGAGUUCUGUCACAGCCGGAAGGUGCUGACCAUAUUUUCAGCCUCAAACUACUAUGAGAUUGGCAGCAACAGGGGAGCCUAUGUGAAGCUGGGACCAGACCUCGUCCCCCACUUUGUUCAGUACCAAGCAAACAAGUCGGCCCAUAUGCUCACUAUGACCCAAAGAAUCAGCAGAGUAGAGGAGUCUGCCUUCCGAGCCCUGCGGGAGAAGCUCUUUGCUCACACCUCCGCCCUCAUCAGCGCGUUCAAGGCCUACGAUGAGGACAACACAGGAAGGAUCACACUGAGCAACUGGGCGACGGCAGUGGAGUCAGUCCUGCGCCUGGGCCUGCCCUGGCGAAUGCUGAGACCGCAGCUGGUGCGCAGCACGGAGGAUGGCAUGCUGGAGUACAAAUCCUGGCUGGAUGACCUGGCCAUGGAGCAGCGGAGCCAAGAGCACAUCCAGUCAAGCCUGCUGGAAGUCAUUUACCGGAACAGAUCCAACUUGGAGACAAUAUUCAGGAUCAUAGACAAGGACCAUUCAGGUCUUAUCUCGUUUGAAGAAUUCCAGCAGACCUGGAAGCUGUUCAGCUCCCACAUGAACAUUGAGCUCACGGAUGAUGGCAUCAGUGACUUGGUUCGCAGCAUCGAUUUCAAUAAGGACGGGAACAUUGACUUCAACGAGUUCCUGGAGGCCUUCCGCCUUGUCAGGCAGUGCCAGGCGUGAGAGCCCGCGCGGGGCUGCCACGUCCAAUGCCUUCAUGUCUGAGCAGCCGGGACUGUGUCCCACCCAACUGCAGAG
Messenger RNA from Chiroxiphia lanceolata (lance-tailed manakin), 2651 nucleotides. RefSeq names its product protein phosphatase with EF-hand domain 2 (gene PPEF2). Gene Ontology annotation, molecular function: protein serine/threonine phosphatase activity; manganese ion binding; calcium ion binding. The coding region runs from base 432 to 2576 and encodes 714 amino acids. NCBI's taxonomy places the organism in Eukaryota, Metazoa, Chordata, Aves, Passeriformes, Pipridae. The record is from RefSeq and is a predicted model, not a curated record. The transcript has 17 exons. Gene Ontology annotation, cellular component: nucleus; cytosol. Gene Ontology annotation, biological process: detection of stimulus involved in sensory perception; negative regulation of MAPK cascade.